UAAAAUUGUGACCAGUGUCAUCUCGUCACACAGGUGUAUAGUUAGUUUAAACGUACAUGUAUGUAUAUAUAUACGCCGACACGUCUCCGAGAUUACUGAGGUCAAGGUCAACUGUCGUACCCACGCCAAGGCAGCCAGGAAACCUGAGAAUCUUGACAGGAAGUGAUCACAGAUAACAGGAACAUGACGUCACUAGCUCUAUCUCUUCUGGCCGUGUUGGCCUUAGCAACCACUUCAUAUGGUGCAGUAUCUAAAGUGAAUUUAGAUGAUGGUUGCGAUGUUUCGACGACCUUGAACAUGAACGACGUCGCCACGGUCUCCACGGCUGGAAGCGUUCCUCUUGGCGGCGGGGACUGCGUCAACACAUUUGUCGCCACCGACACAAAUAACGAAUGUGAAGAAGCACUCGUCUUGUGCGUCAACGUCACCAGUAUGAGCACUAUGUGCUACGUCAGCGCUGAGUUUUCAUCUCAAACUAAGGUCUUGAAGUUAGACUGUUUUCCCUCGCUACCCAAGAACAAGUGGUGUGUGAACGGUCGACGGGACAUGACUCUCCGCCUCUACCAGAACCAUGAUAAAGAUCAUAGCGACUACAGCUUCAAUGCUAAUGUGUACGCAAGUUGUGCUCAAUACGACCUCAACCCCAACAAAGGUGGUCAGUCCGAACCUGGACACAGAGAGGAAGAUAUUAUCUUCCUCGAUGUCGAGGAGGCUGUCCACAAUACACGAGUCAUCGGAAUCGUUGUUGGAGUGUGUCUGGCUUGUAUGUUCCUCAUUGCCCUACUCAUCACCUACUUCUACUACAAGAACAAGGCCUACACCGGUGUCCCCUCGGAGGCAUAAGUCACUUCCGGUUCCCAUCAUUCCCCGCAGUUCCUGUAAACCCGAUAAGAGAUGAUCGAUCACUAAGACGCUUGUUAAAACGUGGAUGAUGGAAAACGUACGGAUAACUUGAGCAUUUUUGGAACACUGCCCCAGUCUUGGACAUAUCUGCUACACGAAUGUCUCAUUAAAACUUGACUGGACUGGAAACGAAGCAAAUCAUAUUUUCCACCACAACGUUUUUUUACUCGGAUGCGUGUGAGUGCACGUGGAAGUGUUUAGAUGUUUGUUAGUGUCCAUCGUAUUUGCACCGAAAACAAAGUGUGAGCGUGUUUGCUAACAUUUUGUAAUUUGCAUGGGGGAGAAAGCGAAUUUUAGUUUUUCCAACCUAACCAAAUUAACAGUUGUAGACGACUUUGGAAAUUAUAAUUCCAACACCUUAAACUACAUAUUUGAAACAACUUUUUCUUCUGAGCUUUUUAGAUCUUUAACUUACAGACUAAGAAGUUAUACUGAUAAUUUCAUUUAUCUCUAGCAUUAGGGUCCAAAGUAGAGAAUCUCCCUCCAGAAUUGAGAAUGUUGGCAAGAACGUGUGUGUACCAAUUUAGUGCGAGGAGAGAGAAAAUGUGUGCAUUUUAAACCUAUGCCAAUUCGUCCUUCAGACACAUGCAACCGAAAAAAAUACAUAUGAAUUGUGACUUAUUCAUAAGAUGGUUUAAAACCAACAGCAAUAUUUUGUUCACCUUUUUUUUCUCAAAAUUUGUAUGUUGUAUGUGUUUUUUAAUGAUUUGUUAUUUCCAUGUAUAGCUCAGGAUGAAUGAAUGUUUAUAGGUUUUUGAAUUUGUUCCGAGAAGUUGCAGAUUUGCUCCUGGAUGUUUUAGAUUGUACAGUUAAUAUAAAAAAAAUAGUUAGACAUUGAUGUUUAGUUCACUACACUGUCGUCAAUAGUGUGUCAUCCUGCAAUUAAUGUUAUAUAAAUAGUAUCCCACGUGUUGACACGAUGGUUUAAUGUUAUAUAAAUAGUAUCCCACGUGUUGACACGACGGUUUAAUGUUAUAUAAAUAGUAUCCCACGUGUUGACACGACGGUUUAAUGUUAUAUAAAUAGUAUCCCACGUGUUAACACGAUGGUUUAAUAUUAUAUUAUUAUGCUUGACAGUUUAUUUGAUAGUUAAUCAUUUGACAGUGUGAGAUGUAAUAGUACAUUUGACAGUGAAAUGUAACAGUACAUUUGACAGUGUGAGAUGUAAUAGUACAUUUGACAGUGAGAUGUAACAGUACAUUUGACAGUGUGAGAUGUAAUAGUACAUUUGACAGUGAGAUGUAACAGUACAUUUGACAGUGUGAGAUGUAAUAGUACAUUUGACAGUAUGAGAUGUAACAGUACAUUUGACAGUGUGAGAUGUAAUAGUACAUUUGACAGUGUGAGAUGUAAUAGUACUUUUGACAGUGUGAGAUGUAAUAGUACUUUUGACGGUGUGAGAUGUAAUAGUACAUUUGACAGUGUGAGAUGUAAUAGUACAGUUAAAAGCAAUUUAUAUCCGCCAUACACUAGGUACUCGCCUCGUCAAUACACUAUAUAUUGAUAUAUUGUGUGUAUUAACAGGCGAUGCUAGUAUCAGGGGUCAUACUAGUGAAUGAAAACAGCAUAAUUUCUCACCUAAAACUUAAAAAUAUAGUCACAAGUCUUAACUAGUAAUCAAAUACGACGUGAAAGUCUGAUGACCUAUAUACUUAUCGUGUAGAUUUACUCUCAUUAUAAUGUAACAAAAAGCCAUAAUAUACCACCGCUGGAGAUUGCUGGACCAAUUCUAAACCUUCAUAUCAGAAAUGUUAAAACACAAAAUAACCAUAAACUGAAUAUGACACUGUUUAUUAAUCACGUUUUGUAUAUUAUGUAUAGUCGAAAUCUCAACACAUGUGGCAUUUAUCAUUAAUAUACAGUAUGUUACGGCUUUAUUUAGAAUAAACUUAUGUAGAAUUACAUGUAUCAAUGUCAAGUGGUCAGGCGACGUUGGCUAGUGAAGUGGUUACGUGACGUUGGCUAGUGAGUGGUCACGUGACGUUGGUUAGUGAAGUGGUCACGUGACGUUAGCUAGUGAAGUGGUCACGUGACGUUGGCUAGUGAAGUGGUCACGUGACGUUGGCUAGUGAAGUGGUCACGUGACGUUGGUUAGUGAAGUGGUCACGUGACGUUGGUUAGUAAAGUGGUCACGUGACGUUGGUUAGUAAAGUGGUCACGUGACGUUGGUUAGUGAAGUGGUCACGCGACGUUGGCUAGUGAAGUGGUCACGUGACGUUGGCUAGUAAAGUGGUCACGUGACGUUGGUUAGUGAAGUGGUCACGUGACGUUGGUUAGUAAAGUGGUCACGUGACGUUGGUUAGUGAAGUGGUCACGUGACGUUGGUUAGUAAAGUGGUCACGUGACGUUGGUUAGUAAAGUGGUCACGUGACGUUGGUUAGUGAAGUGGUCACGUGACGUUGGUUAGUGAAGUGGUUACGUGACGUUGGCUAGUGAAGUGGUCACGUGACGUUAGUUAGUGAAGUGGUCACGUGACGUUGGUUAGUAAAGUGGUCACGUGACGUUGGUUAGUGAAGUGGUUACGUGACGUUGGUUAGUAAAGUGGUUUAUUUUCCGGUCCGACACGAACAAAUAUGCACUAUGCAGUUUGUUUUAUUGGUGUGGUACCAUAUACACAGGUUUCUGUCUGUUGUAUUCCGACAGUUGAAGCCGAAACACUUUCUCCUUUAAAAAAGCAUAUAUCAAAUAUAGAUUCUACUUUUAUUUGAUGACCCGUUGUCGCAAACAAGAUUUCUAUUUUUUUUUUAUCAAAAUCAAUGUUUAUAGAACAACCGAACCCAGCUUUAAACACUCGAUAUGAAUAGUGAAAACCGACCUGCAUUGACCUCUCACAUUUGAUAAGACUACUGUUAUAGAUCUAAUAUACAUCACAUGGGUUCACAAAGUACCUAACUGGUGAUCAGGUCUGGAAGUAUUAUUACAAUUUAAACUAUGUAAUGUCGCAAAUUCAAAUGAAACCUAAGGUCAUUUUCGGUUGUUGCUAUGGAAACAUCGUGUAUGAGCUAGUCUUACAGCCAUUCGCUGUAUGGCGGAUAGUCUUGUAGCUACUCGCUGUAUGGCUGAUAGUCCUGUAGCUAUCCGCUGUAUGGCUGAUAGGCCUGUAGCUAUCCGCUGUAUGGCUGGUAAUUCGUGAUAUCUUUCCCGACAAUAUGUCAAACCAAACAUUUUCCGCCAAUAUCACUAUGCCUUUUUUGUAUGGUGUUGCAGUGACGUCAAACCCAGAAAUUUUGAUAGCACCUUCAGGAAGUUGUACAAUUGUCAAAAACAAUUAGAUCUAGACCUUUCUUAGUUGAAUUGGAAAUAAAAUAUUUUUUAAUUUUA
Pecten maximus is the source of this 4224-nucleotide messenger RNA. RefSeq lists its product as uncharacterized. The record is from RefSeq and is a predicted model, not a curated record. The transcript is spliced from 5 exons. NCBI's taxonomy places the organism in Eukaryota, Metazoa, Mollusca, Bivalvia, Pectinida, Pectinidae. Bases 184 to 843 code for a protein of 219 amino acids.